AUGCUAUCAGUACCAUCGGCCGACACCGCUCCAUCGGGCGAGUCGCCACCUAUCGUGGUCAUACCCAAUGGCCUUGGUCUGAGGAGGCCGGUGGUGUCGAUGAGAAAAUGCAACCUCCGGCCCAAGACCUCUAUAGACGCCUUGGGUGCCGCGACGCCCUUCCGCAGAGGAAUUGUCAAGGGCUUCAGCACGGCCGAUGCUGUGUGUGGCCAGUGCAAUGCAGUGAAUGGAUGGUACCUAAGACGCUCGAGCGCUGAUGAGGUAGAUAAGCUGAGUUUCGACAAGUGGAAUACGGUACUGCCGGCCGAACCAGACAGGGGCCGCAAGAAGCUCAAUGAGGCUGAACAGUCGAAUAGGUUGGGCUCCUUGGCCCUCUUCGCUGACGAGAUCGUGCACCCUUCUGGGGAGGGUCUAAUUGCUAGGGAGGAGUUGGAGGUGGACCGCCCUGAGGGGUACUGGUCGGCUUACUUCACUACUGAGCUCAGCCCGGUGGGGCUGGAGGAUGUCGAGGAAUACUCUAUGGGGCGGGUCCAACCGGCGGACCUACGUCGACUACAGAAAGCGGCUGCUAUGAGGGUGUUUGAGAUGAAGAAGAGGAGGGAGGAGGCGUUGGCCUUCUCACUUCAGGGGGGCCAAUCUGAAGGCGGUUCACCAAAAUCCGGGGAGGUCGUGGAAGAUCUUCGUGUUGAGGAACCACGUAUUGAAGGACCCAGGAGGGUCUCGGCGCCCGCCCCCGAGGUCAUCAUUCCCAAACCCCCACCUAAGGCCGAGCUGAGUCCACAGCGAUCGAGGACCUUGGCUGAAGGGAGUCUUCUUGUGGUGCCACCUUCUGGGGAGGCUGGAGGGGCAGAGGCGAGUGGUGAUGGUAAUCCCAAGAGGAGGUUUAGUAGACAGUUCACAAUACCAAGAAUUUACAUGACUUCAAGAGGAGUAAUAGAAGCUAGGACUUGUAAUAGUGGUAGAUCGCCUCAUCCUAAAAGUGGGAAGAAAAAGACUAUUAGUACUACGCAAACGGGCAGCAUGAGAGCCCCUCGGGGCUCGGCUGUGGGGCGUGCGAUAGGGUUACCAACACUGGCUGAGACCUGUCAUAUGUUGAACAAUAGUGAGAGGGGAUGGAGGCCUCAGCCUACAGAGGGCCCCACGUUACAGCGUAAGGCCUUGAAGCCCAUUUGCCAUGUGGUGGCGGGUCGCCGUCAGAGUGCAUCAGGAAACAAGACUCUUUCUGGUGCUAUUAAUUCAGCCUUACCAUCCGACCUGACGGUCUUGGCCCCACCGGGAAACUCUCGAGCUGAGCACAUUUGGAGUACCCCACCGGGCUCGAGGGGCUCCGUGACGGCUGCUAGGGCGUCUCGGCUCAUUGGAAGUGGAAUUGGGUCUAGGCUGAUGGGUGGGGGAGGGCUGCCGAGGCCCAGCGCGUUAGAAGCGGUGUUGGGGGCCAAGAUGGAGGAACGUAGGCGCUCCCUUAUGAUGGCCGCUGCAGCUGUGCUGAAGGAUAAGGACAAUCCUAAUGGGAGUCGACGAUGGAGUACGGUGAUGGUUCGGCCUGAGAUGGCAGGGACUCAGGAGAAGGAUAGGAGGGCUAGUCACUCUGGGGAAGAGGACAACGAGGAUAAGUCUGCGGCGGCGGAAGAGGACGUUAAAAGGCCCGAAGGGGCCGAUGAUGGCAGUGGACUACCUUCCUUUGACUCGGUCUUUGAGGCGGUGGGGGAGGAAGACCUCACUUAUAAGAAGUUCCACGCGGCUAAGUCACGGGAGAUCGCGGCUUUUGAUUUGGCCAAGGAGCGGGAGGAAGCUCGGAAGAGGGCUGAGGCGCAGAAGAGGAUUGAAGAGAGUCAACAGGUCACUGAUGGGGGCAAGGUGGAAGGGGACGAGCCAAGGGAAGAAUCGGCGAGGCCAACCUUCAGCAGUAUGUCCAAACGGGAGAGGCAAGAUUCCCAGAGGUAUUCUAGUAAAGACAGAACACGGUUGAAGAGGUUUAAGGGGCAGAGUGGUGAGGACCAUGCUGGCCGAUCUUGGAAGCCUGAGCUGUGGAUGAAGAUGCGCAACGACUAUGAUUGA
This is a messenger RNA of Perkinsus marinus ATCC 50983, 2058 nucleotides long. RefSeq lists its product as hypothetical. The transcript is spliced from 8 exons. NCBI's taxonomy places the organism in Eukaryota, Perkinsozoa, Perkinsida, Perkinsidae. The coding region runs from base 1 to 2058 and encodes 685 amino acids. The record is from RefSeq and is a predicted model, not a curated record.